Messenger RNA from Rhagoletis zephyria (snowberry fruit fly), 1098 nucleotides. Lineage: Eukaryota; Metazoa; Arthropoda; Insecta; Diptera; Tephritidae. The record is from RefSeq and is a predicted model, not a curated record.
AUGAACCCCGGUGCGACCACAAACUCCACCAGCACUCCUUGCACUCCUGGUACUUCGGGCAACACUGCCAACACUUCUAGCACUUCUCAUGGACUUCAGGCGAGCCAGGGCAGCGCCUUUUCACCCUACCGACCAUCAACAGUGCUGACCAACCUCCAACGGGGCAACGUCCAGACGCCGCUGGAGACCGGAGAGCCGCGCACUCGAGAGGUCCACGAGCUGGCCGCCCUGGGCGAGCUCUUUCCCGGUCAUGUCAAUCUAGAAAUCGACGUCAAUCAGUCGGACGGGCACGGCCUGACGCCGGUCCACUGGGCGGCCACCUACGGUCAGCUGGAGUCGCUGAAUCGGCUGCGGGAGCAGGGCGCCAGCUGGGGCGCCCGGGGACCGGAGGACGAAACGGCGCUCAUGUUGGCCGCCUCGGGAGGGCACAAUCACGUGGUGAAGGCGUUGAUUGCCCACCUGGGGGCAGGCAUCAUUGAUGACGUUGAUGAGGACGGCAACUCGGCGCUGAUGUUCGCCGCCUACGGGGGCCACAAGGCCGUGGUGAAGGAGCUGCUGGAGCAUGGGGCGGACGUGACGCUGGUAAACUGUAACCUCGACACUGCCUACGACAUUGCCACGAAGUUGAAGCGCACCGAGACACAGCACAGCACACUUGCACCAGCACCAGCCGCAGUGAUCGUGGCAGAGGACGAGAAGAAGAGGAAGAAGAAGGUGCACCACACUUUUCACCUCUCAAUGAUCGUCGUCGGGACUACUGCCACAGCCUCAGCCACCACAGCUGCCGAGAAGAAGGACUUCCAAGGUUGUAGAAGAAGUGCUGAAGAGCCUGGUGAAGAGGUGAAGUUGAUGGAGAUUCAACAGCUAACCGAUGCAGAGGCCGAGGUCGAGGCCGAGGAGAGUGCCUCGAUGUGCGAGCGUAUUUUGGCCGACCUGGAGGCGAUCUUCAGGCGAGAGGAGGCGAACAUGCGAGAGAUGAUCAAGUGCCGCCAAGUGCAGCAGCACAGUCAGCACAGUCAGAACGCCGAUGAGCUUCGCUUCACGGCGCUGGUGCUCGGCCGCAAGCCAAAGUGUGCCAGCGUUUUUACCUACCGGUAG